CCGACUGGGCAUGACAGAUCAUCUUAAGCAAAUCAAAUACCCAACUCUCUCACACAUUCUCAAGCUUUUAGUUUUUCCCAAGGAGAGAAGAAAGAGAGAGAGAGAGUUUUGUGAAUUCAAGAAGAAGAAGAAGAAGAAAAAAAAAGAGUUAGUUAAUGGGAUUCGGCUUAGAGAGCAUCAAAUCAAUCUCCGGCGGUUGGGGCGCGGCGGCGCGUUCCUGUGACGCUUGUAAAUCAGUAACCGCCGCCGUGUUCUGCCGAGUUGACACAGCUUUCCUAUGCAUAACAUGCGACACGAGAAUCCACUCCUUCACCCGCCACGAGCGCGUGUGGGUUUGCGAAGUCUGCGAACAAGCUCCCGCCUCCGUCACUUGCAAAGCCGACGCCGCAGCUCUCUGCGUCACCUGUGAUUCCGAUAUCCACUCAGCUAACCCACUCGCUAGCCGUCACGAGCGUGUCCCCGUAGAGUCUUUCUUCGACUCAGCCGUCGCAAAAGUCUCUGCUUCUUCCACUUUUGGCAUCCUCGGCUCUUCAGCCACCGUCGAUUUAACCGACUCUGUUCCGGUUAUGAACGAUGAUCUCGGUUUAUGUCCGUGGCUGCUCCCUAACUACUUCAACGAACCGGCUAAGAUCGAAAUCGGAACUGAAAACAUGAAAGGUUCCGACUUUAUGUUCUCUGACUUCGACCGUCUCAUUGAUUUCGAGUUCCCGAACUCGUUGAGUCAUCAGCAUCAACAUCAACCGUCCGGAGGAGAUAGUCUUGUUCCGGUACAGACCAAAACAGAGCCGCUUCCGUUAACUAACAACAAUGAUCAUUGCUUCGAUAUAGACUUCUGCAGAUCAAAGCUCUCUUCUUUCACUUACCCAACUCAAUCAUUGAGCUACGGUGUAGUUCCUGCUGAUCAAAGCUCUCUGCUUUCGACUUCUUCACUCGAAUACGGUGUAGUCCCUGACGGAAACACCAACAACAACUCUGUUUCUGAGAUCUCUAUCCCGUUUAACCGAAGCACGAUCACUACCUCGACGGCGGCGACGACUACUGGUGGUGAUCAGACGAGCUCUAUGGAUAGGGAAGCUAGGGUUUUGAGGUACAGAGAGAAGAGAAAGAACAGGAAAUUUGAGAAGACGAUUCGUUACGCUUCGAGGAAAGCUUAUGCAGAGUCACGACCAAGGAUCAAAGGCAGGUUUGCUAAAAGAACAGAGACUGAGAACGACGACGUUUUCCUCAGUCAUGUUUAUGCUUCAGCUGCCGCACAGUACGGCGUCGUACCAACGUUCUGAUUCAAAAAAGUCUACGGUGGAUAAAAUAAUCAACAUCAAAACUCUCUCAUCUUCCACCGUUCGAUUUACUGGGAGAUGUAUAAUAAGUAUAGUGAGUCUUACCGUAGACAAACAAUCUUAUCUUCUUUUACCCGUUUACUCUUUUUUACACGCUCUCUCACUGCCACUAUAAGGCUGUAACUUUUUUUUUUCUUUUUUCUUUGAUAUAUAUAAUGUAUGCUUAUUUUUUUUCUUUAGAAAUGUUAUAAAAAAACAUAUAAUUUGGUAAUUAUAAUUUCGAUUGGCUGA
Messenger RNA from Camelina sativa (false flax), 1568 nucleotides. RefSeq names its product zinc finger protein CONSTANS-LIKE 5-like. Gene Ontology annotation, cellular component: nucleus. Gene Ontology annotation, molecular function: protein binding; DNA-binding transcription factor activity; zinc ion binding. NCBI's taxonomy places the organism in Eukaryota, Viridiplantae, Streptophyta, Magnoliopsida, Brassicales, Brassicaceae. The record is from RefSeq and is a predicted model, not a curated record. Gene Ontology annotation, biological process: regulation of flower development.